AUGGCCAUGUCCCAGGAAUCAUUGACCUUCAGGGAUGUGUUUGUGGACUUCACCCUGGAGGAGUGGCAGCAACUGGACUUUACUCAGAAGAACCUUUACAGGGAUGUCAUGCUGGAGAACUACAGCCACCUAGUCUCUGUGGGAUACCUGAUGGCUAAACCAGAUGUGAUCUUCAGGUUGGGACAAGGAGAAGAGGGCAAGAGGGCAGAUGGAAGACCCACAAUGCAGAGCGAUCCAGCAUUCUGGCAACUUGAUAACCAAAAAGAUAGCCACAAGGAAAGCCAAGAUAAACCUCUUUGGCAAGCUACAUUUAUAGACAAGGAAAUACUGAAGGAUGAAAGUGACCAAGAAUUAAGAACAUGCAGAAAAAUUGUCUAUCCCAGCACAGACUUUGUUUCAAUAAAACAAAGACUUCUUAAAUAUUAUUCAUUUGAAAUGUUCAAAACAUAAUUUAAACUUUCUUAGUCAAAAUAAAAGCUAUUUGAGAAAGAAACAUCAUGA
Molecule: messenger RNA, 501 nt
Organism: Pteronotus mesoamericanus
Lineage: Eukaryota; Metazoa; Chordata; Mammalia; Chiroptera; Mormoopidae
Gene: KRABD4
Product: KRAB box domain containing 4
Biological process (GO): regulation of DNA-templated transcription
Source: RefSeq, a predicted model, not a curated record